Molecule: messenger RNA, 1847 nt
Organism: Pocillopora damicornis (cauliflower coral)
Lineage: Eukaryota; Metazoa; Cnidaria; Anthozoa; Scleractinia; Pocilloporidae
Product: SWI/SNF-related matrix-associated actin-dependent regulator of chromatin subfamily D member 1
Source: RefSeq, a predicted model, not a curated record
AUUGUGGGUAACUUUCUUCAUUCAAUAUGGCGGCGCGUUUUCCAGCUUCUGCUUCAAUGCAGAAAAUGGCAAAUAACCCGCAGCAGUCCUCCAUGUAUCAGCGCUCUCAGUUCCAACAAUCACCAUAUGGAAUUUCGCGUCCAGCCAGCAGUUCAAAUACUGCCAUGGCAAUGCGCAUGCAGGGCACAUCAGGAGUACAUCCUUAUGGUCCUAAUGUGCCUCGGGCAGGACUGGUACCAGGUGCUGCUGCUGCACUGGAGCAGGCAAGGCGGAGACAGGAUGCCAAGAACAGGAGAAGAAAGAAGAAGAUGGCUGACAAGAUCCUUCCUCAAAGAGUGCGAGAUCUUGUACCAGAAUCACAAGCAUAUAUGGACCUCCUUGCCUUUGAACGGAAACUGGAUGCAACCAUAAUGCGCAAGAGGUUAGACAUUCAAGAAGCUUUGAAAAGGCCAAUGAAGCAAAAGAAGAAGUUGCGAAUCUACUUAACUACAAACUUUUAUGUGCCGAGACCAGAGAAUGAAGAUGAAGAAAAUAUUGUUCCUUCAUGGGAGCUGAGAGUGGAGGGUCGUCUUCUAGAGGAGAUGCAGGCUCCCAAGACUGAUGGUCCAAGACAGAAACGAAAGUUCUCAACAUAUUUCAAGAGUCUUGUGAUAGAGUUGGACAGGGAGUUAUAUGGGCCAGAUAAUCACCUAGUUGAGUGGCAUCGCACCAGUUCAACUCAAGAGACUGAUGGUUUUCAGGUUAAAAGGCCUGGAGAAGAAAAUGUGAAGUGCACUAUCAUGUUCCUGUUGGAUUACCAGCCUCCACAGUACAAACUGGAUCCCAGAUUAGCAAGGCUUAUGGGUAUUCACACUCAAACAAGGCCGGUGAUUGUCAAUGCUUUAUGGCAGUAUAUUAAGAGUCACAACUUGCAAGAUUCUCAUGAGAGGGAGUACAUAAACUGUGACAGAUACUUUCAGCAGAUUUUUGAAUGUAAUCGCAUGAAGUUUAGUGAGAUUCCUCAGCGUUUGAGUUCCUUGUUAUUACCUCCAGAUCCCAUUGUUAUUCAUCACCUUAUAAGCAAAGAAACACCUGAAAACAAGAGAACAACUUGCUAUGACAUUGAAGUAGAAGUUGAUGACACGCUCAAGGCUCAAAUGCAGUCUUUUCUUCUUUCUACUGCAAGUCAGAAUGAGAUCACUGCAUAUGACAACAAGAUUUAUGAGACAGUUGAGACAAUCAAUCAGUUGAAGAUUAACCGGGAAUUCUUUCUUGGGUUUGCAAGAGAUCCUCCAGAAUUUAUCAAUCAAUGGAUACAGUCCCAAAGUCAAGAUCUCAAGGUUAUGACUGAUGUGGUCGGAAAUCCAGAAGAAGAGCGGAGAGCUGAUUUCUUUCAUCUUCCCUGGUCACAAGAAGCAGUUUGCCGCUACUUUUAUGGAAAGGUACAACAGAAGAGAGCCGAGCUGGAACAAGCCCUGGGCAUCAGAGGAACUUAAUGCGAGGCUCGUGCUAUUCACAUGAUCGCCUCUGCUUAUUUGCUCAUGAAAGGAACGUGACCACGACGUGUUAAGUGCAGGACGUUUACAAACUCGCUCCAGGUUUCGCGGACUCGUAUGACCGCGUGUCAUGAAGGGACUGUUCCAAGUUCAAUUUGAACAUCACUGAAGGUUGGAAUAACUAGAUAUGGUUUUCUCGCCGUUCUCUUACUCUUUAUAUUAUGUACCAACUUACUUGAGAGUCUUGUGAGGCUCACUUUAAUAAGGUCGUUGUAUUAUAAACCCGAUAAUUUCCAUGUAUUUUCCAAUUUAUAUGUUCUAUCUAUUGAGUUCUAGCCCGAGCAAUGGAAAAUAAACUUCAAAAUCCCAGUU